AGAUAAGAAAUGUAGGACACUUUCUGCUCAAAACAUACACUCCUUUACUACUGUGGUGUUUGCUUGGUAAUAAUUAAAGUGAUAUACAACUACCAGUAUAGAUAUUGUGUUCAGCACAGGAAACUGGCAUUGGAUUAUUUGUUACAGGUAUACCCUGCUGCUGCUGCUGUUGUUGCUGUCUGGCGCUGUUCGGGUGGUGGAAGGUUGCCCAGGGAACUGUUUCUGUAUACCAGACACCAGAAGUGUUAACUGCACUAGGUUGCCAAAUGUAGAAUCCAUGGCAAUGUCGAUUCCAAGUUACACUCUAACCCUUGAUAUACACAAUGGGGAAUUCAGUGAAUUCAGAACAACUGAUUUUUCUCAAAUCAGUGCAAAAACAUUAAAAAAGUUAAAGGUGACCUCUAGCAAACUGAAGAAAAUCGGCGACAGAUCCUUAUCAGUGUUUGCAGAUUUAGAGAUUCUAGAACUGAGUCACAAUGAAAUUGAAGACUUGCAUCCAAAUGCAUUUGCUAAUCUACGCAUGUUACGUGUGUUGGAUUUAUCACACAACCAAAUUAUGUACCUUGCUAGUCCAGACAUUCUCAGACCACUUGUCAGUGUUGUAGAGGUCAAUUUAGGCUUUAACAAAAUUGUUGACUUUCCGAGCGGAUUUUUUGCUUCGCAGACCAAUCUCUUAGAGUUAAACAUUCAAAACAAUGGUAUUGCUAACUUAAAAGGAUCCUCAUUUCAAGGUGUUCGUAAUUUACGCAAACUUCUUUCUAAUUCGUGUAAUAUUCAAACAAUGGAAAAUGACUUAUUCAAAUCAAUAAGCAAUGUUGAGACAGUGGACUUGUCCUUCAACUUUUUGCACUACUUGCCCAUGAAAGGGGAAUUCUCCCAGCUUAUAAACCUCAAACAUCUGUUCCUACAAAACAACAACAUAGAAACCCUUGCAGAUAACCAAUUUCAGGGCUUGUAUCUAGAGUCAUUGGAUCUGUCUCACAAUGCCAUCAGUACAAUAUCCAACAAUACAUUCAAGCACAUGAAACAUCUUUCUCAUCUGGACCUAUCCUUCAACAGACUUAACUCACUGCCCUCCUUGACGUUCCAACCCAUCUCUGACAGCCUGUCGAGCCUGAAACUGAACAGCAACCCUGGUCUGGGGUCACUGAGUGCCACACUGUUCGAGGGCCUCACGUCCCUCCGGGACCUCAACAUCUCCUCCUGUGGCCUGCACACACUGCACCACAACCUCUUCAUGUUCCUAGUCAGCCUCCAGCACAUCGACCUCUCAGCCAACGAGCUCACUACCUUGCCUGCAGCAUUCUACGACCUCACCAUUGCCAAUGAAAUGAAGUUUGUUAGACUCGACGGUAACCAGUGGUACUGUGAUUGCAGAAUAAGGGACUUUCGUGAGUGGUUACGGAAUCCUAAAACACCUCAUUUGUUAUUCUGUCAGGAUGUAAACCAGAUAUUGUUUAGGAUAAGCUGUCAGAUGCCUAAAUGCUCAACUCCAUCACGCUUAGAAAACUACAAUAUUGCCAUGUUGACUGACGAUGUGCUGGACAAGUGCAAUCACUUUAUGGCCAAUUCUGGGUCAGGCAGCCUAAAUGUAGUGAUUGGUGCAAUUAUUGGUGUCAUAGUGGUAGUUAUUGUAAUAAUUGUAGUGGUUAUAGUGUGUCUGUGGUAUAGACGAAAGCAAAAGAAACACUUCCAUGGAGUUAACAAUGAUGAUGAAAUGCAGCUAAACCAAUCUAACAAUAUAGUGAAACAGCAGAAACAAACUAACCAUGAAAAGAAAAUUACAAAAACAAAACACUUUGUUGAAAAGAAAGAAAAGCGCAAACAAAUUGAUCCAGAAAUUGGGUCACUCAAUGAGUCUGACAAGGAUUUCAUAGUUCGUAACUAUUUUCACUCUAUGAGUCCUGGAGAAGAUGCGGACUCGGACUGUACCCAGUCUAUGACACGCAUGGACUCUGUGAAGAGCCUCUCCCAGUCUGGUUAUGACUAUAACUCACGCAGGGCUUCACUUAGCUCAAGUCAGUACAGUGCUAAUAUGGGAUGCAAGUUUGAAUCAGCCGUUUGAUAUUGCAAACUUAACAAUAUUAGCACAUGUGCACAAGUCUCAAACUAAUUUGGAAUGUAAGCAUGGCCAUGAAAAUGAAACAGAACAUAUAAAUGCAGUACUGGUAUAUAUAAUGUAAAUUUGUUUCAAUUAGUAUUAUACAACUGCUACAUGGCUUGGCUUUAAACAAGCAUUCCCAUAAAAUGCAGUAUAUAAUAUAAAUUGUAUAUGAUAUCAAUUGAUUUGAAAAUAGUAUUAUACAACUGCUAAAUUGCUUUGGUUUGAACAAGUGUGUAGUAAGUUAAAGAGUAAUUCAUUUACAUGGUAUACUGAAUUGAAAGUAUGUGCCUUUAUAGCAUCACUAUUUAACAAAAAGUCCAAGCUAUACAUGUCACCCAACGUGGGCAUUAGUCUUGUCAUAAGUGUUGGCAUCUGGGUAAAACUAGUGCUCUGGCUAAGGUAAACAUGCAACAUCUUUAUUUCAGUGCUUCUA
This is a messenger RNA of Dreissena polymorpha, 2537 nucleotides long. RefSeq names its product toll-like receptor 2. Lineage: Eukaryota; Metazoa; Mollusca; Bivalvia; Myida; Dreissenidae. Gene Ontology annotation, molecular function: protein binding. The transcript is spliced from 2 exons. Gene Ontology annotation, cellular component: extracellular matrix. The record is from RefSeq and is a predicted model, not a curated record. Bases 278 to 2065 code for a protein of 595 amino acids.